CCCGGCGCUGCCCGCGCGGCCCCCUCCCGCCUGGCGGCUCCUCCCCCCUCGCUGCAGUCGGAGCCGGACCGCGCUGCGCACCGCACCGCGCUGUGUGGGGGAAGCCGGCAGCGGCGGGGACGGCCCGGCCGGUGAGUGCGGCCCCGGGGGGAGCAGGCCCGCGCCGGGCCAGAAAGCUGUGGUAUUGGUAUAACUCUUUAAGAGGAGAAUCGCGAUAAAUACAUUUGGAAAACUUUGAAAACAGCAAAAAUUCGGAAGCAAAAAUGCGACCGAUGCGGAUUUUCGUGAAUGAUGACCGCCACGUCAUGGCAAAACAUUCAGCCGUUUACCCAACUCAGGAAGAGCUGGAGGCUGUUCAGAACAUGGUCUCCCAUACAGAACGUGCUCUCAAAGCUGUGUCUGAUUGGAUUGAUGAACAAGAAAAAGUCACUGGUGAGCAGCCAGAACCGGAGGCCAUGGAAACAGCAGCAGAAGAAGAAAACAAGGAAGGAGGGGACCAGAAGGCUACAGAGCAGUUGACUAGGACCCUUCGUGGAGUGAUGCGUGUUGGGCUGGUAGCUAAAGGUUUAUUACUGAAGGGAGACUUGGAUCUUGAAUUGGUUCUCUUGUGCAAGGAUAAACCAACAACAGGUCUUCUGGAGAAAGUAGCUGACAAUCUUGGAGUACAGCUGGCUGCUAUUACUGAAGAUAAAUAUGAAAUAAUCCAGUCAGUUGGUGAUGCUGCAAUUAUAAUUAAGAACACAAAAGAGCCUCCGCUGACCCUGACCAUCCAUUUGACAUCUCCUGUUGUCAGAGAAGAAAUGGAAAAACAGUUAGCUGGAGAAACGCUAUCAGUCAACGACUCCCCGGACGUUCUGGACAGGCAGAAAUGCCUUGCUGCCUUGGCGUCACUCCGACACGCCAAGUGGUUCCAGGCCAGGGCUAAUGGGCUGAAAUCAUGCGUCAUCGUCAUCAGGGUGCUGAGGGAUCUGUGUACUCGUGUUCCUACUUGGGCGCCGCUUAGAGGAUGGCCCCUAGAGCUGCUGUGCGAAAAAUCGAUUGGAACAGCUAACCGACCAAUGGGAGCUGGCGAGGCUCUGAGACGUGUUCUUGAAUGCCUUGCGUCAGGAAUUGUGAUGCCAGAUGGUUCUGGUAUUUAUGAUCCUUGUGAAAAAGAAGCCACUGAUGCUAUUGGGCAUCUAGACAGACAACAAAGGGAAGAUAUCACACAGAGUGCUCAGCAUGCACUGCGCCUUGCUGCUUUUGGCCAGCUUCACAAGGUUUUGGGGAUGGAUCCCCUACCUUCCAAAAUGCCCAAGAAACCAAAGAAUGAGAACCCAGUUGACUACACUGUCCAGAUUCCCCCCAGUACAACGUAUGCUGUCACCCCAAUGAAACGCCCUAUGGAGGAGGAUGGAGAGGAGAAGUCUCCCAGCAAAAAGAAAAAGAAGAUUCAGAAAAAAGAGGAAAAAACUGAACCUCCCCAGGCUAUGAAUGCACUCAUGAAAUUAAACCAGCUAAAACCUGGACUCCAGUACAAGCUGGUUUCUCAGACUGGUCCAGUUCACGCGCCUAUCUUUACUAUGUCUGUGGAAGUUGAUGGCAGCACAUUUGAGGCAUCGGGACCUUCUAAAAAGACAGCCAAAUUGCAUGUUGCAGUAAAGGUGUUGCAGGAUAUGGGUUUACCCACAGGAGUUGAAGGCAAAGAGUCUGUGAAAGGAGAUGAGUCAGCAGAGGAAACAGAGCAAAAACCAGUAGUUGUCGCACCUCCACCUGUAGUAGAAACUGUGUCUACACCCAGUGCUGCCUCUCCUCCCUCAGAGCAGACUACAGAGAAUGUGAAACAGCAGGGACCAAUUUUGACGAAGCAUGGGAAGAAUCCAGUGAUGGAACUGAAUGAGAAGAGGCGUGGCCUAAAGUAUGAGCUGAUUUCCGAAACCGGUGGCAGUCAUGACAAGCGCUUUGUCAUGGAGGUUGAGGUGGAUGGGCAGAAAUUUCAAGGAGCUGGUUCAAACAAAAAGGUGGCAAAAGCUUACGCUGCUUUGGCUGCGCUGGAGAAGUUGUUCCCAGAUGCCCCUGUUCCCAUUGAACAAAAUAAGAAGAAAAGAGCUCCUGUCCCUGCAAGGGGGGGACCAAAAUUUGCAGUUAAGCAACAUAACCCUGGUUUUGGAAUGGGUGGCCCCAUGCACAAUGAAGUGCCACCGCCUCCCAACAUGCGUGGCCGCGGUAGAGGAGGCAACAUGCGUGGCCGUGGUAGAGGCAGAGGGGGAUUUGGUGGCAAUCAUGGUGGCUACAUGAAUUCCGGAGCUGGAUAUGGAAGCUAUGGUUAUGGAGGCAAUUCGGCAACAGCAGGCUACAGUGACUUUUUCACAGACUGCUACGGCUAUCAUGAUUUUGGGUCUUCCUAGAUCAUCUAAAAGUAUUGCACAAAAAACAGCUUUUUACUCCAAUUUUCUCGAACUCCAAAACCCAAAGUGUUCGUGCUGUGUCCCUGUGCUUCACUGGGUUUCUCAACAGUGGCUUUUCACCGCAGCUUGUCUGAAACUCUUAGCCUGCAGAACUUUAAGACAGUAGCAGUUUUUAUUGUGAUUAUUUGCCUUUGAACUUGGUUGUAUUGAUGUACACAACAGGGGAAAUUAAUUAUGAAAGAAUGUUUUUGUGCAGUUAGCACAAAUUUCAAAGCCAGCUCUGUUCAGCAUAAAGGCAAAAAGCCCACCUUUUGCUUUUUAUGGAAAGCAUUCUUUUUUUUUAAGAACCGAUUACUCAAGUGUUUUAAUCUACCUUUGUCUUAAUUUAUGGCAGGUUUUGUACAAAAUUUACACCUUUUAAUAAGCCCCAGAACUUGGGUAGAUGCCUCUGAUAUUAGGAAGGCUCUCAACAUCUCUGAAUCUAGUACAGCCCGGCUUUUUAAGCAUGCAAAAUUGUUGACUUGUAUGUGGAAUCUUUUAUGUGUUGAACUUAAACUUUACACACCCUUUGUAAUACACUGGUGAUAAAUGCUGGAGGGAUGUGACUUAGUGUACUUUCAAAGGUAUUGUAAUUGUGCUUCCAAUACUGGUACAAUAAAUAUCCAGGCAUUAAGGAGUUGAUGUAAAAAAAAAAAAUGUUAGUCUUGAUAACUUCUUAAAAUGCAUGGAUUUUGAUUAGUGACAUGAAAGUGGGCUUUUUUUGAUUCAAGCAUAAAGGGCCUAAAGCACUGACCGACCUUCCCCCCCCCCCCCCUUCCCUUCCCUCCUUCACCAUGCCCCACCCACCUUAAAAUGGCUGCAAAUUUAGCGGAGUGGUCGUUCAGGCCAUCUGCAAGGUGUAGUGUAUGCCUAUUGCCCUUAAAGCAGAAGUACUUUGUAGGCUGGAAAAUAAAUAAAAUUUCACAUAAUUUUGAAGUCGCAGGGAAUAAAUUGGUUGUUUAGACGCAAGCCUUUUAUGAAACAUCAAGUGUGUGGUCCUUUAUUCUUGCCAAGCAUUUGUGUUUAAAAUUGUAUUUUCUUUGUCACUGUUCUUUUUUCUUUUAUUCUUUUUUUUUUCUUUAGCUGCAAAGCCUGCACCACUGCAUUAAUUUAAUUUGAGGCUUAACAUUUUGAGUUAACUCAGUAAUUUAAAUUGAUGAGAAUACUAUCCUGUGAAACAUCAGAUUUGAAAUUUUGCCUGAGGAAAGUUUCAGAUAUUUAGUGAACAAUUUUUAAAAACAAAAAAUUAAUGCAUGCCCUAUUUUUUUUAGAAAGUUAUUGUUUGAGAUGAUGUCUUUUUUUAUACAAGGGAAUAGAUAUUGUCCUGAAUGAGGUGAAAAACUGCCAUUUUUUUUAAAUGAAUACAUGUUAAAGUAA
Alligator mississippiensis (American alligator) is the source of this 3803-nucleotide messenger RNA. It is a transcript of the gene ILF3, whose product is annotated as interleukin enhancer binding factor 3. Gene Ontology annotation, cellular component: precatalytic spliceosome. The record is from RefSeq and is a predicted model, not a curated record. The coding region runs from base 264 to 2387 and encodes 707 amino acids. Gene Ontology annotation, molecular function: double-stranded RNA binding; single-stranded RNA binding. The transcript has 18 exons. NCBI's taxonomy places the organism in Eukaryota, Metazoa, Chordata, Crocodylia, Alligatoridae.